Molecule: messenger RNA, 2900 nt
Organism: Chlorocebus sabaeus (green monkey)
Lineage: Eukaryota; Metazoa; Chordata; Mammalia; Primates; Cercopithecidae
Gene: GPR68
Product: G protein-coupled receptor 68
Biological process (GO): G protein-coupled receptor signaling pathway; cellular response to pH
Cellular component (GO): membrane
Molecular function (GO): G protein-coupled receptor activity
Source: RefSeq, a predicted model, not a curated record
AUUGCUUUGGGGAAGUUUGUUGCUUUGUACAGAUGUGUGGGUGUGUGUGUGUCUCUGUGUGCUGGGUCGUGAUGUCAGGUAUAUUUCUUGCUAUUGCUUGUGAUCCAGAAAGUUCAAAGGCAGCAAGCUGGUGCCUAGACACCUGGGUUCUGGAUUCAGAUCCACCCCAACUAACUGUGUGAGUUUGAGCCUCCCUGCUUUAGCCUCUCUGGGCUUCAGGUUCUCAGAAAUGGCUUAGCAAUGCCAGCCCCACCUGACUCACAGGGACUUUGUGAGCCCAGAUGGGACUGACCUUUGAAACAGUGGCAAGGGUUCUAGAAGUCAGAUGCUAUGGUCCACACGGUUGCUGGAGUGAGGCGAUCUGGGGGGAAAUGGGGACUAAGGAAAAAUGCAUCCUGAUUUUUCCCCGUCCUCAGAAGGAAAAAUAAAGCACUUUCAGAAAAUGAAACAGUCUUGUUUAAAGCAUGCAGAGGUUUGGCCAACUGAAGGAAAAGGAAGCUGGGCCCUCGGGAAACUCCCCAGCUCUUGUGGGUUUGGGGCUCCGUGAGCAGCCCUGGCACCGUGAGUAACUGUCUGUGUGCGUGCCGGUGUGUGCCUCACGGAAGGGGGAGCGAGUUAGAUCAUUAUUUAUGUGCUAGCUGGAAUCCAGCAGUUAGGCACCUCUGUCUUCUGACUUGGGACAUGCACGAGACUCCUAGCUUAGUCAGAGAGGCCUUUCCUUCCUGUUGGGAGCUUAAUUUCUCUUGGUCGUUGAAGUCCUCAGAGGCCUCUAUGCUGAUUUGCGUUUACUAAAAGAUUUGCUUCCAGGCGUUGAAUCACUCUAUUGUUUUUCUCAAUUUCUUAGCUGGGUAAUAAAGUGUUAUUUUGAUUCUUUUCCCCAAUACCCUCCCAAACCAUGGACUGGACACAUGGCUGGUUUUCCUCAGUGGGCGUUGAAAACAUGGUUGACGUGCUAAAGCGUAGUCCAGGUCAAGGGGGUCAGUCCCGGACCAAGCCUGGUGGCCAUUGCUGCAGCAUCUGUAAGGACUGGAGCUUGGCUGAGCUGGCGGCUUGAGGGUGGUGGUUCCAGGAUGAUCAUGACAGUCAGCACGGCAUCAAGGAAAGUGUGGACCAAUCCGAGUUCCAGACCUGGCCUGCCGCAUCUCAGCUGCAGAGUCUUCAGCAGGGUCUUGCCCACCACCAGCGAUGCCUAGCCCUUGGUAGAUCUUGAACCACCUUCUAUAAACAGGAUGGCGGUGGAGAGACAGGCCCAGUCGCUGAGCCCAUGAGGAGUGUGGCCCCUUCAGGCCCAAAGAUGGGGAACAUCACUGCAGACAACUCCUCCAUGAGCUGUACCAUCGACCACACCAUCCACCAGACGCUGGCCCCGGUGGUCUAUGUUACCGUGCUGGUGGUAGGCUUCCCGGCCAACUGCCUGUCCCUCUACUUCGGCUACCUGCAGAUCAAGGCCCGGAACGAGCUGGGCGUGUACCUGUGCAACCUGACGGUGGCCGACCUCUUCUACAUCUGCUCACUGCCCUUCUGGCUGCAGUACGUGCUGCAGCACGACAACUGGUCUCACGGCGACCUGUCCUGUCAGGUGUGCGGCAUCCUCCUCUACGAGAACAUCUACAUCAGCGUGGGCUUCCUCUGCUGCAUCUCUGUGGACCGCUACCUGGCUGUGGCCCAUCCCUUCCGCUUCCACCAGUUCCGGACCCUGAAGGCGGCCGUCGGCGUCAGCGUGGUCAUCUGGGCCAAGGAGCUGCUGACCAGCAUCUACUUCCUGAUGCACGAGGAGGUCAUCGAGGACGAGGACCAGCACCGCGUGUGCUUUGAGCACUACCCCAUCCAGGCAUGGCAGCGCGCCAUCAACUACUACCGCUUCCUGGUGGGCUUCCUCUUCCCCAUCUGCCUGCUGCUGGCGUCCUAUCAGGGCAUCCUGCGCGCCGUGCGCCGGAGCCACGGCACCCAGAAGAGCCGCAAGGACCAGAUCCAGCGGCUGGUGCUCAGCACCGUGGUCAUCUUCCUGGCCUGCUUCCUGCCCUACCACGUGCUGCUGCUGGUGCGCAGCGUCUGGGAGGCCAGCUGCGACUUCGCCAAGGGCGUCUUCAACGCCUACCACUUCUCCCUCCUGCUCACCAGCUUCAACUGCGUCGCCGACCCGGUGCUCUACUGCUUUGUCAGCGAGACCACUCACCGGGACCUGGCCCGCCUCCGCGGGGCCUGCCUGGCCUUCCUCACCUGCUCUAGGACCGGCCGGGCCCGGGAGGCCUACCCGCUGGGUGCCCCCGAGGCCUCCGGGAAAAGUGGGGCCCAGGGCGAGGAGCCCGAGCUGUUGACCAAGCUCCACCCGGCCUUCCAGACCCCUAACUCGCCAGGGAUGGUAGGGUCUGCCACGGGUGGGUUGGCCUAGCCUGGGUCCCCCGCAGGUGGGGCCCUGUGAGGCCUGAGCCUUCAGCCCAUGGGCCUCAGGGCCGGCCGCCUCCUGCUUCCCCCAGCACCAGUGCCGCUUUCUGCGGAGGCAGCGAGGCCCCGUGACUCCAGAAGUCUGCUGUCCCUUGCUGAGCCCACUGGGACCGCCGAGGGUGGGAAUAAGCCCCCGUUGGCUCAUGGUGUCCUCUGCUGCGGCUGCGAUGUGGCCAGGCUGGGGCUGCUGGUUGGGGGAAGACAGUGAGCUGCGCUCCCUGGCCUGCUUCCCGCAGGGUUUGUGCAUGGGGAGUAUGAGGACUUGGGUGGGAGGCUGGGCGUUCACCUGCCAGGGCCUUCCAAUGCCACCAUUGUCACAGACAAUGCCUGUCCAGGUGUCCUGGUGGGAUCAACGCUGGAGCGCCGCCUACAACAGGGUGGGAAGAGAAAACUGGAUGGGGAAGGAAGGCAGGAGAGGGAAGGAAGGGAGGAGGGGGAAGGAAAGGAAGAAGGGG